GGGCCGGCCCGGAAGCCUGGUGCCGGGCGGCGGCUGCGGGUGGCGGAGCCGUUCCGGGGGAUGGAGGCUCCGGAGCCCCUCCCGGCCCCGCAGCUGGUGGCGGCGGCUCGGGAGGCGCUGGGGGCCGGGAGCGGGCGGAGGCGGCGGCGGCUGCCGGCUUCCCGAGCCCUGCAUCUGGCCGGGGAGGUGCUGGCGGUGGCGGCGGGGUUGAAGCCGGCGCUGCUGUACGACUGCGGCGCCGAGGGCCCCGCCGAGCUCCGGCGCUACCUGGAGCGGCUGCGGGAGGCCGGGCUGGCCCCGCACCGCCUGCACCUGCUGGCAGCCGGGGGCUCGGCGCUGCUGCUGCACCCCGGUGGGGCCCGGAGGCGGCUGGAGGCAGCGCUGCGAGCCCGGCCCGGGCCCUUCGUGGACGUGGCGGCGGCGAGGGGCAGCCCCCAGCUGUGCGGGCCGGCACAGGCCCAGGCCAUCAGGGGCCACCUCGCCGCCUUGCUGGCCCACUUGGUGGCCGCCGAGGAAGCCUCCUCUGGCCCCAUCUCCUGCAGCGAGGUCGUCGCCACAGGCUGGAACCUCUGCACCGUGUUCGGGGUGCUGCUGGGCUACCCGGCCGCCUACCACUUCCCCGUGGAGGAGGGCGGCGAGAACUGCCUGGCGCUGAGGCCGCUCAGGGUGUUCACGGUGCGGGCACGUUGUCCCCGCAUCCAGGACGGGCUCGGGGUGCAGAUCUACUCCUUCAGCAUCCCCGAGAGCCUCAGUGAGGAGCUGCGGGAGGUGCUGGACGCCUGGUGCGAUGACCUGAGGGACAGUUUCCGCGCACAGAGUGACUUUGUGGACCUCUGCAUUUCGAGCGAGGUGGUGUCGCUGCCGGCGGUUGCCUUAUAACACGAACACACACUGACUUUCCACCGUAUGCCUCUUGUGCCUCAGGGAGCGAGGUGAGAAUCCUCACCGAGAGGCUCCCGAGAGGCCCCGAGCACUGGGGGCUGCGCUGUGGCAGCUUGGUUCCCAAACUGCUCAGGCCAGUUGCUGCAAGUCCGUGCACAUCCCAAAUCUGUGGGAUCCACAGCCUGGAUCCUGACUGUGCUCUGUCAGGUAUAUUUAUUUUCUGCAAACAACUGGAGAUUAAUAAAAAAUGAUAACACCACAUUUUUAUAAAAAAACAAACAAAACUUUA
Molecule: messenger RNA, 1171 nt
Organism: Anas platyrhynchos (mallard)
Lineage: Eukaryota; Metazoa; Chordata; Aves; Anseriformes; Anatidae
Gene: C27H1orf74
Product: chromosome 27 C1orf74 homolog
Source: RefSeq, a predicted model, not a curated record